Effrenium voratum is the source of this 2025-nucleotide messenger RNA. NCBI's taxonomy places the organism in Eukaryota, Dinophyceae, Suessiales, Symbiodiniaceae. The record is from the annotation of a GenBank genome assembly.
AUGUGGCUGGGGCACCGAAGCCUGCCAGGAGUAGGCCUGGGACUUGCAACUGGAUGUGGGCCAUGGGCUAUUGAGAAAAGCCCGCGCCGUUUCCGUGAGAGAAAAUAUGGGCAUCGUGGUGCCGUGUGCUGCUCCUUGCUGUGUCUGCGGUGCCUACGAUGCCGGGGCCGUGCCGCGGGGAGCAGCGCGGCGCUCUUCCAGUGGCUGCGGGGCCUUGGGGCUGAGGGCCUGGACAGCAUCCACGUGGCGCCCAGCCGCGAGCCCGGCGCCGGCCUCGCCGUCUUCGCGAGCUGCGACCUGAGUCCGGGCCAGGAGGUCUGCAAGGUGCCCGCCGACGCCAUCCUCACAGCACGGGCAGAGGGCGCCAGCAGUGAGAGGAGUGAGUGGACGCAGGAGGCGCUCCUGGCGGAGCGGCUGCUGCAGGAGCUGCGACUGGAAGAGGCCUCGGCCUUUUCCGCCUACGUCCAGCUGCUGCCCGCGCUGCCCAGCGCCCACCCGCUGAGCGCCAGCUUCUGGGACUUGGCGGAGGCGGAGCUCGAGGAGCUCCUGGCGGGCAGCGUGCACGGCCUGCGCGUGGCACGGGAGGUGCGCCGCGCCCACGUGUCGAACCUGGCGCUGCUGCGGGGGGAAGACUUCUCGGAGGAGGAGAGCCGCUGGGCGCUGGCCAUGGUGGACUCAAGGGCCUUCACUUUUCAACCAGACAGGCCAAGCGAGCAGCUGGCGUUGGUGCCUUUGCUGGACCUAUUCAAUAAUAGAACCCUGCGUAGCCCUGAUAUGGAUGACGGGCAGCUCUGGCAAUGCUCGUUUGAGCCUGACGGGCCAGUGAAGGAGGGAGCCACACUCGUGGCAGAGAGACCAGUCAAUGCUGGAGAUGAGGUGUUCCACUUGUACAACACCAACUCUAGUGCCAUGCUGUGGAUGCUCUACGGCUAUUUGGAGGACGGCGAGGGCGAGAACCUCUUCGAGGCCGCUGGCCUGGAGGUGGACCUCGACGAGUUGGCCGCUGCGCAGCGCCAAGCCCUGCGCACGCUCGAGGCAGACUCAAUCGACGAGGAUGGCUCAAAGCUCACCUUUGAGCUGCCCAACGAUGCUCAAGUGGGCGGCGACCUGAUGCCGUUGGCUCGGCUGUUGGCCAGCAACAGUGCCAGCCAAGUGCAGCAGCUCGCCAAUGUUUUCGCCAACGGUGGUCCUCCACAGGACUUUGGCCUGCCCCUCGAGCUGGCAGCGCGCCGCCUGGUGGGCAGCUGGCUGCGCCAGGCACUAGAUGCCUCCGCUGCCGCAGAAAGGCAGCUGCAUGACCGGGACUUGCCACCAGAGCUUUGCAGGCUCGCUGCACAGCUUCUGCAGCGGGAGCGGCCAGUGCUGGAGCUGGAGCUACAGGCCACAGAGAGGUUCUGUAAUGCCGCGAGCCAAAGCCCCAACGAGCUGCGGGAGUUUGUGGCGGAAUACUGGACUGAGGCAGCAGCACCACUGGGCUUCGAGAAUGAGGACGUCAGUGACCUCAUUGGGAUCGGAAGCCAGGUGGCUGCUGGCGACAUGAGCAAGGUGGACAAAGAACUAUCCGCCCAGUCGCGACGGCAGCGCAUGACUGCGUGCGUUCGCGCAACGCGCGUGCACUUGGAACAGCGGCCAGAGGAGGUGGAAGCCACGGUGUCCUCCCUGAUGGCUCAGACCAUGCCAGGGGUUCCAGAACCCAGCGAAGAAGAGGCAACGAACCAAUUCUUCUCAUUGAGUGUGCUCGCUUGCUACGAAGCCAUAGACAACAAGACCGUUUCACAGGUGCUCAGCGAUGGCAAGCUUGCUGAGGAUGCUGCUGAGGUAGUUUUCGGGAAUGUGUUGUCCUCACGGCGACCGACUCGGCAGCAAGUGGAGCUGUACGAGACCGUCGUACAAGAGGAACAAGCUCGGCUGUUGGAGCAGUUGACGCCGGAUGACAUGCCCGGGGCCAUUGGCAACAUUGGGCGAAAGAUGUCGCCGGCCACAAAGGCUGCCUACGUGGCCUUUGUGUUGACAGGCGCGUUCUGA